AUCUCGACGUUGCUGUCACACGCGGAAGGAAGAAAGGACAAGGUGGAGGUCGUCGAGGAAGAUGAAGAUGACGAGGGAUUCGUGCGAAGCCAUCCAAGGCCAUUGAAGACAUGUUCACGUGAUGAAGAGCGCGGAUGGCGAGAGAGACAGUACAGCCGGCCGACCAGUGCCACUAUCCUGGAGACUCUUCAGCAUGAUGGCACUAAUAGUCUCUUCUUCAGUGAAGAGACUCGCUGGCAUGGACAGCUCGGAUGA
Messenger RNA from Saprolegnia parasitica CBS 223.65, 255 nucleotides. RefSeq lists its product as hypothetical. The annotation marks the transcript as partial. The transcript is spliced from 2 exons. The record is from RefSeq and is a predicted model, not a curated record. NCBI's taxonomy places the organism in Eukaryota, Oomycota, Saprolegniomycetes, Saprolegniales, Saprolegniaceae.